This is a messenger RNA of Zychaea mexicana, 1590 nucleotides long. RefSeq lists its product as uncharacterized. The record is from RefSeq and is a predicted model, not a curated record. The annotation marks the transcript as partial. Lineage: Eukaryota; Fungi; Mucoromycota; Mucoromycetes; Mucorales; Lichtheimiaceae. The transcript has 4 exons.
CAACAAUCAACAUAUGACAACAACAACCGCACCAAUUAUUGCUCGAUAUGCCGAUGUACCGUGCAGGGGAAUAGCGACCAACAUCGAAAAGUCUUUCAUCAAAAGAAUAUUACUUUGUCCUUGAGAAAUAAUGCAAAGCUUUGUAUUACAGUGAGCAGAACCCGUGAUGGCGAGCCAGGUCAAGUGGAAUGUCCACAAUGCAAGCGCAAUGUAGGGAUGGCCAACUGGAAACGUCAUUUCAACACCUGCCGACCACAUUUAGAUCCUGAAUCAGUUAGCCAUCUACGCGGUUACACGCCUCCUCAAAGUAGACAGCAGCUACAAGGCAGCCGGUCCAUCUCUCCUAGAUCGGUUGCGCGCCAACCACGUCCCAUCCAUCAGCGUGAGCGGACACCACCUUCCCAACCGUCACUAUCACCAUCACCCAUGCAAGUAGCAUCGAUUCAGCAGCACCAGCAAACGGAUCUAAUGGACAUCGAUGGGCCAGAACAAGAACAGGAGCCUGUACAUGAGCACAGCACCUUGCUUGGCAGGUUGGGUUUGGUUAUCGAUGCCAAUAGCGGCUUACUUUUCUGCACCAACCAAAGCCACAACAACCGAUAUACCUUUAUCCAUGCUGCCAGCGCGUAUAGUCACAUCGAUUCGUCUCACCAUCUCCUCAGACCACACCUGCAAGGUUUUUCGGAAGAACAAUUCAUCAGCAUUGUGCAUGCCGCUGGUGCUAAAGGAGCUCAAAUCGAAAACAAGUAUCGCUAUGCGCCGCACAUUACGACUGAUCUGCUUCCACGCGUUAACGUGCUCGGUGAUCCUGAUCGCGGGUAUGGAUGCAGGAACUAUGGGUAUUACUGCAGGUCCAGAGCAACACGUCGAAGCCACAAUUGUAUCCAACCAACCACCGCGGCCUAUGAUGAACGCUUCAGGGUGUGCAUGGUACAGCGACUGGGCCAGCUUCAAGAAAUGCCCUACUUUGGUGUCACUUCUGACGAUAUCAACACUGAAAGCAGCAGCCGCCAGCUUACAAGUGCCCCAGAUGCUCUUCGUGCCGCAUUGCAGCGUUGUGCCGAACAAAACAAGGAUAUCCUGAGCCACUACAGCCCACAGCGGCUUGAUCGCGAGCCCAACAUGGCCGAGCGCCGUGCAGUUGGCCGCUUCCACGAGGUAAUGCGAUGGGAGAUGACGGUGCGGCAACUUCUGAACACAGAAGACACUACUGCAACGCGUGCCCAACUUGCCAACUGGGCUUCUGCUGCUGAUAUGGAUGAUGAGGUGGGCCGCUCAAUCCAUGCCACAGUGACGAGGUAUAUGUAUGUCAUUAACAAGGCUACUAAAGGCUCGUCCUAUUAUCUUGAACGGCGCAUGGUGAUGGGCUUGAGUGUCGAUGAUGUGCCCACUCGUGGUAUCACUGAGCUGAUGCCGGCAACACAGCUCGAUUAUGAGCGCCACUAUGCGUCGUUGAUAAUGAUGCUAGUGCGGUCGUGUCGCUGUGGCCAAGAUGAUCCGUUUUCUGGUCGUGCGGCUGGUAUCAUGAGUCGUAACCAGUUCCAGUGCGUAUGUGCCCUUGUUGACUGUUUAGACGGUGUUGGUUUCCCU